AUGGGCUUCAUCGGCAAGGGCACCGGUCUUUUGAGCUUGCGCAAUCCAUUUGGCAAGAAAGCAACCCCGACGGAGAACAUCGUAUGGCUCUUGGAUAACACCGCCUAUAGGCCUACCAAACCUGGGAAAGAUUCGGCUCAACCUUGGGAGGCCGAAUUUGUGGCUUGCUUUUUCCGUUCUGGGCGAAAGGACUUGACAAAAUAUGUCGGCAGCAUCGCUGAUCUGCUUGGUCUAGAUGGGAAAGUGGGUGGCGAUCCAGCAGCUCGAAAGCGAAUCGAAGAACGUCUCAAGCCUUUCAUCAUGGCUGUAGCGUCUAGGCGUACGAUUGAAAUCCAGAUACCUUGUCCAAACCCCGAUGGCAGUCCUCACAGAAGGCUCCUUGGGCCCUCCAAGCCCAACGGAAUCAGCAGCCAGACGAUGCUCACGGGGGGAUCUGACGAUGCCGAUGGCAAAACAGUUGUCUGCACCAGUGGCGGUCAUAUGUUUCCCGACCUGAAAUGUAAUACUCGCUUUGCUGGUCCUGAAGGUUGGGCAGUCAUCUCCGACAUUGACGACACCAUCAAAGUGACCAUGACAUCGACACCUACUGGAAUCCUGCAAUCCACCUUCGCCGACAUUCCCAAAACCAUCCCCGGAAUGCCAGAAUUCUACAAGAUUCUGGAUGAUUCAUUCCGAUCUCCCGCCUGGUUUUUUAUCUCUGCGUCACCUUACAAUCUGUAUCCAUUCCUCCGUCAAUUCGUCAAUUGUUACUAUCCCCAAGGGACCAUCAUCCUUCGUGACGCCUCGUGGAUGAACUUCGGAUGCCCGCUUCAAUCCUUCACCCAGGGUAUCCAAGAAUACAAGACUAACCGUAUCGAAAAGAUACAAUCCUGGUUUCCGAAACGGAAGUUCAUCUGUAUUGGCGACUCCACCCAGUCAGACCCAGAGGUGUACGCACAGAUGUAUAAGAAAUAUCCCGAUUGGAUCAAAGCAAUCUACAUCCGCAAGGUGACGGAUAUUCCCCAUAUGGAGAAUAAGAACAAAAACGAACGUUUCAUCGACGCCUUCAAGGACGUGCCGGAUCACAUCUGGCGAGUGUUUGUCCAACCACAGGACCUGGCUGAUCAUGUCAAGCAUCUGGCCGGUGAGGCGCAUUUGGACAUGAUUGACCACUUGCUGGGUUUGUAG
Rhinocladiella mackenziei CBS 650.93 is the source of this 1167-nucleotide messenger RNA. RefSeq lists its product as uncharacterized. The record is from RefSeq and is a predicted model, not a curated record. The transcript has 2 exons. Bases 1 to 1167 code for a protein of 388 amino acids. NCBI's taxonomy places the organism in Eukaryota, Fungi, Ascomycota, Eurotiomycetes, Chaetothyriales, Herpotrichiellaceae. Gene Ontology annotation, cellular component: actin cortical patch. Gene Ontology annotation, molecular function: phosphatidate phosphatase activity.